AUGGAGCAAGCACACGCUCGGUCUCUUGCGGCCCUGCAACAAUACAUCUACCAGGUCACCACUACCAAGAACGCUUCCCCACGAUUUCUCGCCAAUGUGAUCAAACAAGCAACCGAAGCGCCUGGCACAUUUGUCUUCACAGAACUUCUGCAGCUCGCCGCCAUACAAUCACUGAGGGCAGACGACACUCCUGCCGAGUUUCGCGCAUACCUGACCAUCCUUGAGAUCUUCAGUUGGGGCACCUAUGACGAGUACAAGCAAACUCCCAGUCUACCAGAGCUCAAUGAAGCUCAGACACAUAAACUGGAACAGCUCAGUUUGCUAACACUCGCCUCGCCUUUCGUCAAUGCCAGCCCGGGCAGCAAUAGCCUCACCUACGCCACGCUGCUAGCCGCAUUGUCCCUGCCUGACGCAGCCGCCCUGGAGUCACUGGUCACAUCAUGCAUCUACUCAGGUCUCUUGACAGCCCGGUUAUCGCCCACCUCCGACCCUCCUGCUGUACACAUUCACACUGUCGCUCCACUGCGGGAUCUCCGACCACAGUCUCUCCCGGCGAUGCUCCAGAUCUUGGCUACCUGGUCAAAGCGCUGCGACGGUGUGAUUGUAGACCUUGAGAACCACAUCAACAACAUCAAGCAGCAGGCCCUUCAUCGACAUCAGCUGGCAACAAAGCGACAGGGCGUCAUCGACAAGGCUGUGGUGUAUGGUGACGCACCGGGUAAGAAGAGCGGUAAAGGCGACGGCCAACGUGGCAGCAAGCGAGAUCUGGACGAUGGUGCAGUCAGCGAUGACGAGGUCAUGGAGAUGGACGAAGGCAUUGGAGAGAUCGACAGCGGCCGAGGCGGCUCAAGCAGUGCUGCACGGGGUACAAAGCGUGGCCGAGGUCGGGGCUGA
Molecule: messenger RNA, 894 nt
Organism: Cyphellophora attinorum
Lineage: Eukaryota; Fungi; Ascomycota; Eurotiomycetes; Chaetothyriales; Cyphellophoraceae
Product: COP9 signalosome complex subunit 7
Exons: 2
Coding region: 1-894 (297 amino acids)
Cellular component (GO): COP9 signalosome
Source: RefSeq, a predicted model, not a curated record